AGGAAGACCCCCGAUUGCGACCUCGCCUCCCUCCAUCUCUCAGACCUCUGCCACGUACCGGGGUCCGGAGGACUUGUGCAUAGCGGCCAUGGGCGGCGUCGGGGAGCCCGGUGGGGGACCCGGGCCACGGGAGGGGCCCGCACCGCUGGGGGCGCCCCUGCCCAUCUUCCGCUGGGAGCAGAUCCGCCAGCAUGACCUACCAGGCGACAAGUGGCUGGUCAUCGAGCGCCGCGUCUACGACAUCAGCCGCUGGGCACAGCGGCACCCAGGGGGUAGCCGCCUCAUCGGCCACCACAGCGCGGAGGACGCCACGGAUGCCUUCCACGCCUUCCACCAGGAUCUCCAUUUUGUGCGCAAGUUCCUGAAACCCCUGUUGAUUGGAGAGCUAGCCCCAGAGGAACCCAGCCAGGAUGGAGCUCAGAAUGCCCAGCUGAUCGAGGACUUCCGAGCCCUUCGUCAGGCAGCAGAGGACAUGAAGCUGUUUGAAGCUGAUACCACUUUCUUUGCACUCCUGCUGGGCCACAUCCUGGCUAUGGAGUUGCUGGCCUGGCUUCUCGUCUACCUCUUGGGCCCUGGCUGGGUAUCCAGUGUCCUUGCUGCCCUCAUCCUGGCCAUCUCUCAGGCCCAGUGCUGGUGUCUGCAACAUGAUCUAGGCCAUGCUUCCAUCUUCCCAAAGUCCAGGUGGAACCAUGUGGCCCAGCAGUUUGUGAUGGGGCAGCUGAAAGGCUUUUCUGCCCACUGGUGGAAUUUCCGCCACUUCCAGCACCAUGCCAAACCCAAUAUCUUCCACAAGGAUCCAGAUGUGACGGUCGCACCUGUCUUCCUCCUGGGGGAGUCAUCUGUGGAGUAUGGCAAGAAGAAACGCAGAUACCUGCCCUACAACCACCAGCAUCUAUACUUCUUCCUGAUUGGCCCACCGCUGCUCACCUUGGUGAACUUUGAAGUUGAAAAUCUGGCAUACAUGCUGGUGUGCAUGCAAUGGACGGACUUGCUGUGGGCUGCCAGUUUCUACUCCCGGUUCUUCUUGUCCUACUCCCCCUUCUAUGGUGCCACUGGGACACUGCUCCUCUUCGUUGCUGUCAGGGUGCUGGAGAGCCACUGGUUCGUGUGGAUCACACAGAUGAACCACAUCCCCAAGGAGAUUGGCCACGAAAAGCAUCGGGACUGGGCUAGCUCUCAGCUGGCAGCUACCUGCAAUGUGGAACCUUCUCUCUUCAUUGACUGGUUCAGUGGGCACCUCAACUUCCAGAUUGAACACCACCUCUUUCCCACGAUGCCAAGGCACAACUACCGGAGGGUGGCCCCCCUGGUCAAGGCAUUCUGUGCCAAGCAUGGUCUACACUACGAAGUGAAGCCCUUCCUCACCGCCCUGGUGGAUAUCAUCGGGUCCCUGAAGAAGUCUGGUGACAUCUGGCUGGAUGCGUACCUCCAUCAGUGAAGGC
Rattus norvegicus (Norway rat) is the source of this 1442-nucleotide messenger RNA. RefSeq names its product fatty acid desaturase 3 (gene Fads3). Gene Ontology annotation, cellular component: endoplasmic reticulum membrane. The coding region runs from base 89 to 1438 and encodes 449 amino acids. Gene Ontology annotation, biological process: sphingolipid metabolic process; fatty acid biosynthetic process; unsaturated fatty acid biosynthetic process. The transcript has 12 exons. The record is from RefSeq and is marked provisional. Gene Ontology annotation, molecular function: oxidoreductase activity. Lineage: Eukaryota; Metazoa; Chordata; Mammalia; Rodentia; Muridae.